CAAACUAAUUUUUAAGGUUACUAGCUUGGACCAAAGAUUUGUUUAUUUUACUCCAUUCUGAUAAACUAGGCUAUUUUAAAAGAACGAAUAUAAUUUAUUCUUAUGAUUUUAUCGAUGUGAACAUUUAGGAUUAUUAAAAGUUGUUUCUGAAAUUUAAUAAUGUAUUUUUUAUCGAAGCUAGUUGUAUGUAACAGAAUAGGUUGUAUUUAAAAAAUGAUAGGUUAUGAUAAAUUUGUUUUCACUGUAAUUCUUUUAACAAAGAUUUAUGCAUGCGGCUGUGAUGUGAUACCGAAAAUGAAUCAAUGUUCAAGGGAUGAAUGCGCAGAAAUGCAUCAAGGAUUGCUUCCUUAUUCACCAUUAGUUCCAUGUUACACUUUAGGUAUUGAGUUUCUUGUGUGUUCUGAUCCGAUUGAUUUGAAGGGAAACGAAACUGCCAGGGAGGAACUCGGGUACGGUUGCACAAAAUAUGGAGGACAGAAGUAUGAAGAUGUUCAGUUUACUGCUGCGAAUUGCACCGUUCUGUCGGGAAUCGAGUGCUAUGGGGACAGAACUUUCUUAAAAGAAGGAUUUCCAUGCAUCAAGUAUUCUGGCCAUUACUUUCUGACCACCCUCUUGUACUCUGUGCUUCUUGGAUUCCUGGGGAUGGACAGAUUCUGCCUUGGACACACUGGAACAGCUGUGGGCAAACUGCUCACUCUGGGAGGGGUGGGCAUCUGGUGGAUAGUGGACAUAGUCCUUCUAGUCACGGGAAAUCUCACUCCUGAGGAUGGCAGCAAUUGGGUUCCUUAUGCCUGAGCCCCCCCCCUCAGUUGUUCAGUUUUCUUUUUUAAUGUUAUUUCAUCGAGAGCUGAGAAACUUGGAUUAUUUAUUGACCAAGGAAUGGAUUCUUCAUUGGAAGUUGUUGUAAAGACUUAUGUAAUAUAUGUGUCGUUUUAAAAUAUAUUUUAUGUAUAAAAUGAAUAAAUUUGUGUAUAUUGUA
Molecule: messenger RNA, 979 nt
Organism: Parasteatoda tepidariorum (common house spider)
Lineage: Eukaryota; Metazoa; Arthropoda; Arachnida; Araneae; Theridiidae
Gene: amrt
Product: TM2 domain-containing protein 2 amaretto
Source: RefSeq, a predicted model, not a curated record